This is a messenger RNA of Gekko japonicus, 1943 nucleotides long. Its product is annotated as lipase member M-like. Lineage: Eukaryota; Metazoa; Chordata; Lepidosauria; Squamata; Gekkonidae. The record is from RefSeq and is a predicted model, not a curated record. Bases 23 to 1225 code for a protein of 400 amino acids. Gene Ontology annotation, molecular function: hydrolase activity, acting on ester bonds. The transcript has 10 exons.
UUUAUUAUUUGUGCUGCCUGAAAUGAGACAGAUGGAAGGAACGGAAGUAUUCUUUAGGUUGUCUAGCAUAUGGCUCUUGCUGACCCUGAUCAUUGUCGUAGGGCAUGUCAGUCCAGAGGAAGUCAAAAACAAGACAGAACAGAAUCCUGAACAAUUUAUGAAUAUCAGUGAGAGAAUCCAGUACUGGAGAUAUCCUUCAGAAGAAUAUGAGGUCCUUACGCACGAUGGCUAUCUUCUGAGCCUGAACAGAAUUCCAGGAGGCUCAAAAUCUGCUGUACUGCUGGCCCAUUGUUUGGAUAUGGAGGGCAGUGUCUGGGUAGCAAACCUGCCCCAUAAUAGCCUGGGCUUCAUUCUAGCAGAUGCUGGAUAUGAUGUGUGGAUUGGAAAUAACAGAGGAAACUCCUGGUCUAGAAGACACAAAUUCUUGACAAUUGACCAAGAUGAAUUCUGGAAUUUCAGUUUUCAUGAAAUGGGCAUAUUUGACCUUUCUGCCAUCGUAAACUUUAUUCUACAGAAAACUGGACAACAGCAAAUCUAUUAUAUUGGCCAUUCUCAGGGAAGCAGUAUAGGCUUUGUGGCAUUUUCUGAAUUGCCUCAACUGGCUGAAAAAAUAAAUAUUUUUUUUGCCUUGGCACCCUCCUAUAAUUUGCUAGGCAAUAUAAGUCCUCCAAUGCAGCUACUACAUUUGCCAGAUAUAUUGAUAAAGCUUAUGUUUGGGAGGAAAGAAUUCUGCAUAAUGAAUAAGAGCCUGAGAGCAUUUGUUGCCAGACUGUGUGGCCACCAUCCAAUUGACUAUCUCUGCAAACAAGCUCUUUUGCUAUUUUCUGGAUUCAAUGAAAAGAAUCUAAAUCAGAGUCGGGCAGAUCUCUACGUAUCACGAUUCCCAGAUUUUACCUCUGUAAAAAAUAUUCUUCAUUGGGGCCAGGUAGUUAAAUCAGGGGAAUUCAGAUAUUAUGACUAUGGCGUAGGACUGGCAGAUAAAUGCAACAAGACUUCUCCUCCCUUGUACAGGAUAGAAGAGAUCACUGUGCCAAUAGCAAUAUGGCAUGGAGGACGGGACUGGGUUUGUCAGCCUGCAGAAAUUGAAGCUUUGUUACCACGAGUCACAAAUCUCAUCCAUCAACAAUAUUUUCCUGACUGGGACCACUUUGACUUCCUUUGGGGCUUUGAUGCUCCUCAGCGUUUGUACAGAGAAAUCCUUGACCUGAUGGAGAAGCAUCUGUGAGACUGUUUGGGAUUAAGGGCAAUCAGUUUACACUAGCUCCUUCCACUUGAGUAAAUUUGGGUCAAACCCACUGAUAUCAUUUAAAAUAACUUGUGUUGAACUUUGCUUAACCCUCAGCCCUGUGUGCUGCCUGCUCACCCUAGAGAAGAGACUGGUUCCAUAACAAUUAAUGUUAUAUUUUCAAAGUAAACACCUUGAUAAUAUACUUCACUCUCUUCCAUCAAACCCCUUUUAAAAACCUAUGAAGCCUUUGGUUUAAUCCCUUAGUCUUCAUCCCUUACUGUUAGCAUGCUAGAUAAAGUUCCUCCAUAUGUUUUAUGCAGGAUGAGUGAACCUGCCUCUUCCACUGUAGGAGGAAGAAAAAUGAAAAAUGAAAACCCAUUUUGGGUCUUGUGCAGCUCAGCCAAUGGGAAGAGGUGUGGUAGACUGUAGCUCCCCUGGUUGUCAUAAGCAGGACCACUGUAGAAAUGCAAGAGACACCUUACUAUGGAGACCUCCCAUAUUCAGAUCUGGAUGUAUUUCCUCUUUUGGGAUCUCCUGAGGUUCAUGGUAUGACACGCAGUAGAUUCAGAAGAGGCUUCAGUAAAAUUCCACCCAGCCUGAAGGCACUUCCAAGCAUGACAGAAGGGAAGCUGCUUGAAUAUGGCUACUGGAAAGUGAUGAAAUCAGUCACUUCUCCACUUAAAAUUCAGGCAAUAUCUGACAAUUAGGGAUGGGC